UAUCCCGUGGGCUCGGGUGUUAGAAGGUAAGGGGGUCUCUGAGAGCUGGUCAGCAUUUAAACAGCUCUUCUUCCAAGUUUGAUUCCUAGUUGGUUAGCAGCAGUGACUACGCUUGGAAAUGUGCACAGUGCCACAGUAACUGAAGUCAUGGGAGGACACAGCUCCCUGCCUCCGUGCAAAUUAUUCUAAAGGCUUCCAUACAGAGGGAAAUUGAGGCAAGGCGUAAGGAGGAGGUUGGAGGUUAGACAAAUUUUUACUGGGAAUAUUUAAGUAGUGUAAUGAACCUAGAAGACAGCAUGAUAAACAGUGUCUGCACUGUGGGCAGCUAGGUCGUGCCUCAGACCUCUGCUGCUUUAGCAAGGGGAAGCUAAUCUGCAUGGGUAUGGCUGCACAAAAUUGAUGUACAUCUUUGUGAGAAGCUGGACUCCAGCACUGCUUCAUUCGGGCUGGCCUCCAGCUUGCCCCACAGCCCUGGAGGCCUGUCUCUCUUUCUCCAUCUGGCUGUAGAAGGAUAACGUGUGCUGUGGUUUUUCACAGUAUCAUAGUAGUUUGGCAGCUUUCCAGAAUGCUGUGCCUGCAGUGGGAUUGGCAGGAGCCUAAUUCACUCCAGUUGUCUUCAUCAUGACUGUGAUGCUGAACUUCCUUUCUCUGUCUCUGCAGGUCCCUUGCUACCAUGAUGAAACCUAGGAUGCAGAUGCUUCUGAUUCUGGCAGUUCUGUUUGUUCUUCUGUUCCACUUCCACUUCCUAACCUGCAGCAACAGUGCCUCCCUGGAAUUAAAAUCUUCUCCAGUUCACAUUCUCAUUCUCUCCUCCUGGCGGUCAGGAUCAUCCUUCACUGGCCAGCUUUUCAGCCAGCACCCCAGUGUCUUCUACCUGAUGGAGCCUGCAUGGCAUGUGUGGGUUACAAUGUACCAGAACAGUGCCAAAGUCUUGCACAUGGCGGUGCGGGACCUGGUCAGGUCAGUCUUUCUCUGUGAUAUGUCUGUUUUUGACGCCUACAUGUCUAGCCAGAAGAAAAAGUCUGAUUUAUUUCAGUGGGAGAAAAGCCGAGCCUUAUGCUCCCCUCCUGCCUGUGACUUCUUCAGUCGCAACGACAUAAUUGCUGCAGGAAACUGCAGAACUCUCUGUGGCAGAUACUCAUUCAGCAAGGUGGAAGAAGCCUGUAAAACCUACAGCCAUGUUGUCAUCAAGGAGGUUCGCUUCUUUGACCUGAAGGUCCUCUAUCCACUUCUCACCGAUCCAUCCCUGAACCUCAAAAUAAUUCACUUGGUCCGUGAUCCUCGGGCUGUGUUCAGGUCCCGAGAGAAUACAAUGGCAGAGCUGAAACGUGACAGUGACAUUGUUGUGGGGUCCCAGAAGACAAAGGGAGAACUGGGACCUUACAACACAAUGCAAGAAAUCUGUAAAAGCCAUGUUGAGAUUUACAAGGCAGGCAGCCAGGCUAUUCCCAGCUUUCUAAAGGAUCGUUACCUGCUAGUUCGUUAUGAAGACAUUGUCAGAGAUCCACUAGGAAAGGCUGCUCAGAUGUAUAGGUUUGCAGGACUCCAUUUCACACCAGAACUUCAGAAGUGGGUGCACAAUAUUACCCACGGGAAAGGAAAAGGAGAACAAGCAUUUGAUACUGGAUCCAGAGAUGCACUGAGUACAUCUGAGGCCUGGAGGAACACGUUUCCCUUUGAGAAAAUAGAAAAAGUGCAAAGUGUGUGCAAAGAUGCAAUGGACUUACUGGGGUACCGGCUAGUUCAGUCUGAAGAAGAACAGAAAGACAUGUCACUGGAUCUUUUGUUUGACCAGAACAAAUUCUGAAGGCAGCAAAGCUGCUCUCUGUACCUCCUCUCUGAAUGCUGCAUGGUGGAGAACUAUUUACUUGUGCUGAAGAGGGUAGAGGUACGUGGGUGGGUGUGUGAGGUCAAGUCGAGUAACACGGGAGUGCUGACAGCACUUACAACAGUUUCACCAGUAGCAGCACAGGGUAACUCUCGAAAGCUGCAACACAGGCUGGAAUAAUGCAAAUCUGUUAUCCAAAUUAAGUUUGGGGUGUAUGGAAAAGAGGAAGCAAACAGACUGCCAGAGGAGUGGAAUUGGGUGUCGGAGCUCAAACCCCUCCACAAGCCACAGCUAAGUACUGAAGAAACCAUGUGGAACAACUGCACUGCAAUGGAAGAGGAAAUACCAAUGGAAGCCAAAGAGGAAAUGCAAAUGGAAGCCAAAGGAAGUCAUGCUGCCACUUGGGAACAUGUAAUGCCAGAAGAGACACAAUAAGCAUACGGUGUUUUCUGGAAAGCUCUCCCUCCCUCCCCAACUCUAUUCCUGUGCCUGAGCCUUUAACAGUCAUGACAAUGUUGGCAAAAUGCCUGCAUUCAUUUGCCAUAUAGCGGGAAAAUGGAAUAAACAAGCUAUAGUUGUAAAUGAAAACUUCUAGGUCUGCACAUAGGGACCUAUUUCUGAGACGGGGUAAACCCACUGAUUUUUUUUCAGCUGAAAUAGUUGUAUCUUCUAGCCAGAAAGAGUUCUUGACCUGGGAGUUCUCACAGUUCAUGUGAGAAUGAGAAGAAUUCAUGCUAAUGCUAAGACUAUAAAGACAAGGUAGGAACACAGAUUCUAUUGAUAUGCGUAGUGAAACUGAAAGAUAAAUUUGUGGCAGUGUAUUAAAAAAAGCUGAGAACAAUAAAUUAUUAUAUUGUAUUAUUUAUUUGGUGAAAGUAUUUCCUGUCUUAGAGCACGUGCCAGGGACCUGAAGGCCCCUGACUAAAGAAUGAUCCUAGGAUGGAACAAAGUAUCCUGACAGUUUUAAGGGAACUGAUAUUUGUAUCUGUAGCUGCAAAUACACUGUUUUGUUGAGAGACCUGACCUUAGUAGCUGAUCUUGUUUUUGCAAAGACUCGUUUUGCAAGCAGGUGCUCCUCUUGGGCUCUGUGUCACACAUUGGCCUCGUGGAUACAGCGUGCAGUGGAACAAAGCCUGCAGACCCUGGGGAGAAUCAAAGUAGGAGAACAGCUGUGGUGGGAGAGAGGAAAAGUGUCCUUUGAAGGGGAUGCCCUGCUGGCAUGAUCCUUCUCUCUCCUUUUCAGCGGUUUGUCAUCUUUCAAGGGUUGGUGAGUAACAGUACUCUUGUUGAGGGAGGUUCUGCUUCCCACUUGUGGGGAUUACCUGAAAAUGGAUGCCUGUAUGUGUAUGAGUGUGUGUAUGUUGACUAAAACUCAUAACCUUCUGUUCUGCUCUGAGUGCAUGGUUUGCUUGCCUCUGCUCCUGAGCCAUCUUGUCUCUCAGAUCCAAGUGUACCCUAAAAAGAGCAUCAUAAAAUUGUUUCACAGAGUAUACUAUUCUCCACUAUCUCCUAUAUCAAUCAGAAAUGUCAUUCUUCCAUCUUCAAUGGGAAUAUUUAACCUGAAUGAUAGAAUUUUUAUCUAUUUAUAACAGCGCUUAGUAAGAAAAUGAGGAAGUCUUGUUACCAGACACAUGGAACGAAAUGCCCACAGAGCCCCUUCUGAGCAUCCCAUUUCAAGUGCAAAUUGCAGUGUCCCUUUAAUGUGGAUCCCCAGCUUAAUUAAUUUUUUUUUUUUCCAAAGUAUGAAGCAGAGAAAUUGAUGUCUACAAAUUCACUGAUAUACUAUCUCAAUUUGACUUCAGUUCCUUAAACCAACCGGCAAGCAACAGCUCAUUUAAAUUUAUUAAUUGGGCAAAUUUACUACUGUAAUCUAUACUGUUAACCAGAAAUAAACAAUCACAGACAGGUUACAAGCAUCUUAAUCUUGGGAGUAUGGAGAACUGUGAGCUCCUCCCAUGAUCUUCAAAAUGGCACACUGUUAACACCUUGCACAGGCAUCACAUGCAAGAUA
Messenger RNA from Meleagris gallopavo (turkey), 3839 nucleotides. RefSeq names its product carbohydrate sulfotransferase 4 (gene CHST4). Lineage: Eukaryota; Metazoa; Chordata; Aves; Galliformes; Phasianidae. Gene Ontology annotation, biological process: N-acetylglucosamine metabolic process; carbohydrate metabolic process; sulfur compound metabolic process. Gene Ontology annotation, molecular function: N-acetylglucosamine 6-O-sulfotransferase activity. Gene Ontology annotation, cellular component: Golgi membrane. The record is from RefSeq and is a predicted model, not a curated record.